Trichomycterus rosablanca is the source of this 3207-nucleotide messenger RNA. It is a transcript of the gene gba2, whose product is annotated as glucosidase, beta (bile acid) 2. Gene Ontology annotation, biological process: central nervous system development; carbohydrate metabolic process; glucosylceramide catabolic process. NCBI's taxonomy places the organism in Eukaryota, Metazoa, Chordata, Actinopteri, Siluriformes, Trichomycteridae. The transcript is spliced from 16 exons. The record is from RefSeq and is a predicted model, not a curated record. Gene Ontology annotation, cellular component: membrane. Gene Ontology annotation, molecular function: beta-glucosidase activity; glucosylceramidase activity. The coding region runs from base 518 to 3133 and encodes 871 amino acids.
GUAAGGACGAUGAAUUGUGUUUUUGGUUUGUCUUGUUUGCGGACGUGACUAGACGUGAUUCGUGUUCCUAGUUAACUUGAUUUGAAGUAGAACUCUUCCCUGGUUGGGAGCUUUAGAAACAUCCAUGGAUUGCAUUUCCUCAUCAUGUAACCAAUAGGACAACCGAGUGUGAAACGGAUGCAAAACCCGGAUGGCUGAAUGGAUGAAUUCUGCAAGCAAAUUCACCGUCGAGUCUUUAUUACAGGUCCGAGCUGCUGUGGAUGAAGCAUGUUGGUAUUUUAAAUAGCAUGUAAUCAAGCAAUACGGAUGUUAUUGUGGCAUGUGAUUCUGCAAAGAACAAAGUCCUAAAAACUGUCACGUCUUAGACAUUAAGUUUAGACCAACCAAGUCAACUGACUGGGUCUGAACUGAACAGGUAGAAUCUAAUUGAGCAGUCUGGUAUAAUAAAACAAGUCAACACAUCUUUUCAGUGACAUUAAGGACUGAUUAAAGGACUGCAUCCACCAGCACCAUCAGCAUGGAUUUAAAUGACAGCACUUCAUUAACUGAGCUGAUGGGCAGCUAUAAGGGCACAGAGACUGGAUUCCACCUGCCCAAAGAUGGAUGGAGGAUCUGCCUGGCACACGAGUUUAAGGAGAAGAGGAAACCUUUCCAGGCGAAGGACGUUUCUCUCUCCAACGUCCUGCAACACAUCGGACUGGGCUUCAGGUAUCUGAAGUGGUGGUACAAAAAAACCCAGGUGGAGAAGAAAGUACCAUUUAUAGACAUAUUUCAGGCGUUGCCUCUGAGUCAGAUUUACGGUGCCCCCCUGGGUGGAAUUGGGGGAGGAACUAUUACACGCGGAUGGAAGGGGGAGUUCUGUAGGUGGCAGCUUAACCCAGGAAUGUAUCACUACAAGACUGUUAUUGCUAACCAGUUUACAGUGUGCCUGCGUAAGGACGAUAAGACAGUAUAUCAGCAAGUAUUGUCCACUGAACGUCCUCGCACCUUGCAGGCCUGGAACUGGGGAUACUGUGGUGCAUUUGCCUUCUACCAUGCACUCUACCCACGAGCCUGGACCGUCUACCAGCUGCCUGGCCAGAAUGUCACGCUUACCUGCAGACAGGUGUCACCUAUCAUUCCCCACAACUACAAGGACUCCAGUUUUCCAGUUGGUGUGUUUGUGUGGGAGAUAGAGAACAAGAACGACUACCCGCUUGAUGUGUCUAUCAUGUUCACUAUGGUCAAUGGUUCAGGCCACAGCGAUGAUAAAUGCGGUGGUCACUGGAAUGAACCAUUCCACCUGGAAAAAGAGGGCGAGUCAGUGUCUGGGGUUUUACUUCACCACUGCUCACCUGUAAACCCGUACACACUGUGUAUGGCAGCACGACAACAGGGUGACAGAGAAAUCAGUCAUCAGACUGCGUUUAGUCCGAACGACACGGGCACUUCUCUCUGGCAAGACCUGGUGAGUGAUGGGCGGUUAGACUCACCUACCGACCCCAGCACGCCUACACGGACAGGAGAGAAGGUGGCAGCGGCACUGGCAGUAAGCUGCUCUGUACCUGCACAUGGGCACAACAGUGUAGAGUUCUGCUUGGCCUGGGACAUGCCAAAAAUGACCUUUGGCUCGAGGGAGAGGGAGCACAUCAGGCGAUACACACGUUUCUUUAAUACUAAAGAAGACUUAAGUCCAGCUCUCUCUCAUUAUGCACUCUCACACUACAAAGACUGGGAAAAGAGCAUCGAGGAAUGGCAGGGACCAAUUCUGAAGGACAGUUCCCUCCCUUCCUGGUACAAAUCCGCUCUAUUUAAUGAGCUUUACUUUAUUGCGGAUGGUGGGACGGUGUGGGUGGAACUUCCUGAGGACUGUGAUAUCAGCGGAGGGCUACGCUCAGAAGAUGGUGGUCUUCCAGCCCAGCCUUCUGUUAUUAAGGAGUAUGGCCGUUUUGCCUAUUUAGAGGGUCAGGAGUAUAGGAUGUAUAACACAUACGAUGUCCACUUCUAUGCUUCCUUUGCACUCAUCAUGCUCUGGCCUAAACUGGCUUUGAGUCUACAGUAUGACAUUGCUGGUAGUGUGGUGCAGUAUGACCCGACAGUAAGGAUAAACCUAAUGAGUGGUACCAAUACCCCAGUCAAGACCCGGAAUGUAGUACCUCAUGAUAUUGGAGACCCAGAUGACGAGCCUUGGCAGCGUGUUAAUGCCUACCAGAUUCACGACACAGCCGACUGGAAAGACCUGAACCUAAAGUUUGUUUUGCAGGUGUACCGCGACUAUUACCUAACUCAGGACUUGCAGUAUCUGAAGGACAUGUGGCCCAUCUGUCAGGUUGUUAUGGAGACUGAAAUGAAGUUUGAUAAGGAUGGAGAUGGCUUGAUAGAGAACUCUGGCUAUGCUGACCAGACUUAUGAUGGAUGGACUGUGACAGGACCAAGUGCAUACUGUGGAGGUCUGUGGCUGGCCUCGGUGUGUGUAAUGUGUAAGAUGGCUCAACUCCUAAAAAAUGAUCAUGUGUAUGGGCACUAUCGGGAGGUCCUGAAGCGAGGCAGCGCAGCCUUCGAGAAGCUUCUCUGGAAUGGAAAGUACUAUAACUAUGACAGCAGUGGUCGAAGUCUGUCUAAUAGUGUGAUGUCUGACCAGUGUGCAGGCCAUUGGUUCCUCCGGGCAUCUGGACUGGAAAAGGAUGCAUUCGAAGUUUUUCCUAAGGAGAAGAUUCGCAGUGCUCUGAAGAGCGUGUUUGAUCUGAAUGUGAUGAGCUUUGCGAAUGGGCAAAUGGGGGCUGUAAAUGGCAUGAGGCCAGAAGGUGUCCCUGAUCGCUCCAGCGUCCAGUCGGAUGAGGUCUGGGUCGGGGUGGUUUAUGGAUUAGCAGCUACCAUGAUUCAUGAGGACAUGCUAGAGGAAGGUUUUCACACUGCUGAGGGUUGUUAUCGGACAGUGUGGGAGCGCUCUGGAAUGGCUUUUCAGACUCCAGAGGCAUACUGCGAGAAAGGAAUCUAUCGCUCCCUAGCCUACAUGAGGCCUCUCAGCAUCUGGGCCAUGCAGCUGGCGUUGGACAGUCGUUCAAACCUGUGCAAGACCACCCAACAAAACAGUGAGCCAGGACCUUUAGAGACUGAUUUACAGAAUCAACCGGUUCAAGAGAACUGCCAUUAACCAUAGUGUGUAUGAUCUGCUGAUGGGCAAAACACUUCUGAUAUUGAAUAAAUGAACAUUAAUGCAGAGGUUUA